Messenger RNA from Cydia strobilella, 989 nucleotides. RefSeq names its product neuferricin homolog. Bases 130 to 912 code for a protein of 260 amino acids. The record is from RefSeq and is a predicted model, not a curated record. Lineage: Eukaryota; Metazoa; Arthropoda; Insecta; Lepidoptera; Tortricidae. The transcript is spliced from 4 exons. Gene Ontology annotation, cellular component: membrane; endomembrane system.
UCGGUCAUUGACCUUACCACCUCACAAACUAAAAGUUCAAAAUGUUUGCAAUUUAAAUUAUUAUUAAUUAUUUACCGGUAAAAUACGUAUCUGUGAUAAAUUGUGUAUAAAUAAAAAUACAUUAGAACAAUGUUGGGUAAAAAACCAGUUUUGUUUACGGUAAUUGUACUUACGGCAAGUUUUUUCUUUAGAACUCGUUUGGAGGAAUUGUUUGAAAGUUGUAAAAGUUUACUUUUACCACAUGAGAAUAAUAUUGAAGGUAUAUUCUCGCCUGCACAAUUAGCAGAAUAUAAUGGAUUAAAAAAAGAUAAACUAUAUUUGGCUUUAAUGGGUGUUAUUUACGAUGUGACGGAGGGUAAAAGGCAUUACAGCAGCGAUGCACCAUAUCAUUACUUUGUGGGAAAGGAUGGCUCUCGAGCUUUUAUAACAGGAGAUUUUCAAGAUGAGAGUGAAGACAAGGACAAUGUGCUAACGCUGUCCUGUAAUGAGUUGUUUAACUUGAUCAACUGGAAGAAUACCUUAAAAGAAAAAUAUACAUCUUUUGAUUUCUUUGCAGGUUUACUGAUUGGCAGAUUUUAUGAUGAACAAGGAAGAAAAACAGAAUAUUCAAAAUUAUUUGAUGGCAAAAUAGAUAAGUGCACAAUAGAGAAGGAGAUAGCUAAGAAGCAGGAGGCCAAGCUUCCGCCAUGCAACAUGGAGUGGACCUCCAGUGAAGGCACUCGGGUGUGGUGUACAAGGACUAGCGGUGGCAUCUCAAGAGAUUGGGCUGGUCUGCCACGCCAGCUCUACAGCCCUGGGUGUCAACAGCCUAGCUGCGUCUGUGUAAACCCCAAGGAUGAACACUCAUCUACACUUUUGAAGACAUAUGACAAUUGCCUAGAAACAUCAUCCUCAUGUUAUGUUAAGAAUUAACAUUAUAAGUAAAUGGUGAUAAUAGUAUUACAGUAUUGGUUUUAAGGAAUCUUAAAUAAAUUGUUUUAUUUAUUGAA